Meleagris gallopavo (turkey) is the source of this 4024-nucleotide messenger RNA. NCBI's taxonomy places the organism in Eukaryota, Metazoa, Chordata, Aves, Galliformes, Phasianidae. The record is from RefSeq and is a predicted model, not a curated record.
UGCGCGGCGCCGGCCCAGCGAGACCCGAAGGCUUUGGUCAGGCCAGGGAGCCGAAGGGCGGGCUGUGCGCGGGGCGGCCGUUCAGCCCGCUUCUUGGGAAGGUCUCCUGACUUGGGUGACAACUUGCUGACCAGACCUGGACAACCCAUAGUUACACGAAUACCUCCACCUAUUUUGCCAAGACCAUCACAGCAAACAGGAAGCAGUAGUCUCAGUACUUUAAGGCCAGCAUAUAACAGUUCUUUUACUACAGGCUAUGGUUCAUAUGGAACUUCUUUUUAUGGAAGCUACAGUCCUUACAGUUAUGGAUAUGGUGGCUUGGGCUAUAACCGCUUUCGUACAGAUGAUAUUCCUCCCAGCAGGUUUGUUCAACAGGCUGAAGAGAGCAGCAGAGGUGCAUUUCAGUCCAUUGAAAGUAUUGUGCAUGCAUUUGCCUCAGUCAGCAUGAUGAUGGAUGCUACUUUUUCAGCUGUGUACAACAGUUUCAGAGCUGUGUUGGAUGUAGCCAAUCACUUCUCCCGCCUCAAAGUACACUUCACAAAGGUGUUUUCAGCUUUUGCUUUAGUGAGAACUAUAAGAUAUCUCUACCAACGUCUACAGCGAUUACUGGGUCUGCGGAAGAGCUCUGAGAAUGAGGAUUUGUGGGCUGAAAGUCAGGGGACAGUAGCUCGUGUUGGUCUUGAAGACAAAGCAGCUAACUCGGCAAAAUCCUGGCCUAUUUUCUUGUUCUUUGCUGUUGUUAUGGGAGGUCCCUAUCUGAUUUGGAAACUGCUUUCUACAUACAGUGAUGAAGAAUCAGUAUCUAGUAACUGGGCAAGUGGAGAAGAUGAUCAUGUAGUUGGAAGAGCAGAAUAUGACUUCAGUGCUCUCUCAGAAGAGGAAAUUUCCUUCCAUGCUGGUGACAUUCUAAAAUUAGCACCCAAAGACCAACAACCCAAAAUCCGUGGCUGGCUUUUGGCUAGUUACGAUGGUCAAACAACAGGACUUGUACCAGCUAAUUAUAUCAGAAUACUGGGCAAAAGAAAAGGCAGGAAAACAGUGGACCUGGAAAGGAUUACAGAGCAACGUCCAUCCUUUACUGGGAUGUCUGCUAGAGGAUCCACUGCUGCUGUGACUUUAGAGGAACAGGAAGCUGCUUUUGAUUCUGUUUUUAUAGGAAGUAAUAAAGUUCCUGUUGCACCUGACUCCACUGCAGUUAGUGGAGAGAAACAGGAACUCUAAUGCACUUUCCUCAACAAAGCAACUGAAUGGUGUUCUAUUGAUAAAACUUAGGGUAUGUUUAAAAUCUAUGUUGUAGUAGAACACUGAUGGGCUUGUACCAGACUGGUGUAAGGAUGGAGGAGUUCUUGCUCAAAUUUGUAUUAUUUCUUUUUGAUUCACUUAAAGUUGCAUAUUAGUGACUACUUAACCACCUUGCAGCAUCUAUAAGAUCUGGAGCCAAGAAGAAUCGAGGUGUUUAUAACAAAGCAAACAAACAAGGAAAUAAGGGCUGCCCUGUUCUCAUUAAGUAGACAGACUGUUGAUAAAGUCUAGAAUUAAUGUCCAGUCUUCAUUGGAAUGUCAGCUUGACAAGAGGCCACUUCAGCUGAUGUGCUGAAGUGAAGGGAAAGUAAAUUUCUGUGAAAAGUUGUCCGGAACUGGAGACUGAGGACAGUACUCUAGUAAUAGCACUUUGUUUCCCUCUAAGAAUUGCAAGAGAUUUAGGUGACUCAGUCAAACCAUUACAAUUUCUCAAUUGCUUCCUUUUGGUAAGAAGUACAAACCGUAACUUGUCAUAAAGACUUAGCCUGCUCUUUCUCUUUUUUUAAUAAAAAUAGUGACUUAUGAGAAAGAGAAGGGGGUACAGUAAGGGAAGGAGAUUAGAAAUUAAAAAAAAAAAAAGCAAUGCAGCUUUGCUUAUAAAAAUAACAUUAGAGUAAAGGGCAUCAUCUAGUCAAGCACUUUCCAAGCUUAUUUUUACUUCCUUCUAUGGUAUGCUAAUUUAGCACCACCUCUAGCCAUCUUGUGUUGUAGCCUAUUUGUCAGUCACCUAUCAACUACUGCAUCUCAUUUUCAUUUUUUUGUUUAUACUUGUUUUUAAAGAAUGUCAAAAUAUCCUGCAUCUAGUGCAAUAGUAAUGCUGUGGAGAGGCAGGAGUUUACAGAAUUCCAUUGAGUGGCAAAGGAAAUGUAGUUUCGUGCUUAGUUGUCCCAGUUAGUUAAGUUCUUGGAGGUACACUGCCAUUCAGGUGGUAAAUGUUACAUCAGCCCAUAAAAUUUGAGAGCUCUGAUUUAUCAAGAGCCAUAAAUGCAUUAAGACUGUUCAGUGUGUGUAGUAUUUUAUUCAUAUUGAUGUUUGAGAAUUCUGUAUUGAAAUACAAUUUUUCUUAAUGAAGGAGAGAGAAAACGUUUUUUCUUGUAGAAUAUACGUAUAUAUAUAUAUACCCACUUUAAAAGUUUGAGGGGUAGAUAAACUUACUAAAACUUGUUUUUGCGGUACAGUUUUUAUUUCAAAGAUAGAAAAGGUAGGAUACAUGCUUUUGCUUAGCUGAUCCAGUAGUUUCAAUUUCUUUCUGUAAAGAUCUUCAACAGCCAUUAUGUAUUUAAGCAAAACUUUCAGUAUUUACACUUUAAUUUCAUUUGCUGGUCUUAGAAUUCUCAACAGAAUGGACAAGAAAAAUUGAGGAGAGCAUAGUUUUAUUGAGGUAGAGUGACUGAGAAGAUGCAUCUUAUGCUGGAUGCUCAGAUUUAAAGUAACCUCUGAGUGCCUGUUUAAUAUAACAAGAAUAAGUGGCUGUGGUCAGGUGUUGGGAAAUACCAUCUUUAUUAGAUUGUUAGAUCUUCAAGUGGAGAGAAAGAAGUAGUUUAAAAAACAAAUAGGAAAUGUGAAACUGGAUUUAAAACAGAACAUGUUUAAAAAACAGUAAACAUGACAUACAAAAUACAUAGAUAAGAAAAGUUGGGGGGAGGGAGGAGGAGAGGUUAGUGUGCACAAUUUUGCUUACAGUGUGUAUUCAUGGAAGGAAUUAUUUACUGUUGUGAGAUUUACUUAAUGGGCUAUCAGUCUUCCAUGGCAGUGUAAGAUUUCAGUCAGAGGAAGGGUUUACAUAAAUGAACAAUCCAAACUUUUUGUAAUGUCCGUUCAAGUAGACUUCUACUUGCUCACAGGAAGUUUGGUAGAUAUUGCUUUGGUGUUUGUUAGAAUCUUUCAAACUACUAAUUCUAAGAUGAAUUCAAUUUUUCACAUUUUAAGAUAUACUAUUUUAAAAACAGUAGAAAAAUAGGUUAUUAAUAAUUUGUCUUUACAACAAACUUUUGUCUCAACUUUUGCCUACUGAUCACUAACUCUCAUAACUAUCUGCUAAAUGUUGGCAGAGGUUUUGAUUCUUUAGUCUUAUGAUUAAUGAGAAAAGGAAGACAAAGUAAUGAACUAAGUUAUUUAGGUGCAGAAGGGUGUUAAAAUUAAGUAAAUUGCAUAUGUGUUUUAAGAUUUAAAUUUAGUUUUUUACAAGUACAAACUAAUGUCAGGAAAAAGCCUGAAUCGUACAAUCCCAUUGUAUGCAUUUCUGGCUGCAUGUCAGCCUACGGGGAAAAAAAUCAUCUAAAUGAAUGCUGAUUGAAAAAGAGCAGCCUGUCAACCAUGCUCUCAAGACUUGCCCAACUUUAGAAAAGUGAAAAGACUGAAAGGAGCAGGUGUGGCUCCAACGGGAAUAGGUGGAAGAUUAGGAAAUCAGUUGACUCUUAGAUCCUAAGACCUCUACGUUCUAUGUUAUGUUAUUCUUUGGCAUUGUUUAUAUACCUGUAGCAUAUAGGCAUAAGAGGCUGUAACAGACCUAUGACAUUUGCAUAUAUAAAAUUUUAGUUUAUUCUUUCUUUAGUGUCAUUGAUACCCAGUUUAGUAUACCAGCCACUUUAUGCUUGAAUACUAUAUGAGCUAAUGACAGCUGCCAGUUUUGGCUGGUUCUCUGGGUGCUAGCAGGAUGCGAAUAUGCACAUGUUCAAUGCUUUGCUCAGGUUUCUGAAGAAUAAAUUAAAAAUAUUCCUUG